AACAUGGACAAGGCGGCGCAGCGCUUCCGGCUCCAGAACCCUGACCUGGACUCAGAGGCGCUGCUGGCCCUGCCUCUGCCUCAGCUGGUGCAGAAGUUGCAGAGUGGGGAGCUGUCUCCGGAGGCUGCACUCUUCACCUAUGUGGGAAAGGCCUGGGAAGUGAACAAAGGGAUCAACUGUGUGACCUCCUACCUGGCUGACUGCGAGACUCAGCUGUCCCAGGCCCCAAAGCAGGGCCUACUCUAUGGUGUUCCCGUGAGCCUUAAGGAGUGCUUCAGCUACAAGGGCCAGGACUCCACGCUGGGCUUGUGCCUGAACGAGGGGCUGCCAGCAGAGUGCGACAGCGUGGUGGUGCAAGUGCUGAAGCUGCAGGGCGCAGUGCCCUUUGUGCACACCAACGUCCCCCAGUCCAUGUUCAGCUAUGACUGCAGCAACCCCCUCUUCGGCCAGACCUUGAACCCAUGGAAGCCCUCCAAGAGCCCUGGGGGCUCCUCGGGGGGUGAGGGGGCCCUCAUUGGGUCCGGAGGCUCCCCACUGGGCCUGGGCACUGACAUCGGAGGCAGCAUCCGGUUCCCUUCCGCCUUCUGUGGGAUCUGCGGCCUCAAGCCCACGGGAAACCGCCUCAGCAAGAGUGGCCUGAAGGGCUGUAUCUAUGGACAGGUGGCAGUGCAACUCUCUGUGGGUCCCAUGGCACGCGACGUGGAGAGCCUGGCGCUAUGCCUGAAAGCCCUGCUGUGUGAAGACCUGUUUCGCUUGGACCCCACCGUACCCCCGCUGCCCUUCAGGGAGGAGAUCUACACAAGCUCCAAGCCCCUGCGUGUAGGCUACUAUGAGACCGACAACUACACCAUGCCCACCCCGGCCAUGGAGAGAGCCUUGCUGGAGACCAAGCAGAGCCUCGAGGCUGCAGGCCACACGCUGGUUCCCUUCCUGCCAAGCAACAUACCCCAUGCUCUGGAGACCCUGUCAACAGGUGCGCUGUUUAGUGACGGCGGGGACAGCUUCCUGCGGAACUUCAAAGGUGACUUCGUGGACCCCUGCUUGGGGGACCUGAUCUUAAUUCUGAAGGUGCCCCAGUGGCUUAAAGGACUGCUGGCCUUCCUGCUGAAGCCUCUGCUCCCACGGCUGGCAGCCUUUCUCAACAGCAUGAAGCCUCGGUCGGCUAGAAAGCUCUGGGAGUUGCAGCACGAGAUCGAGGUGUACCGCAACACCGUCAUUGCCCAGUGGAAGGCUCUGGACCUGGACGUGCUGUUGACCCCCAUGCUGGGCCCUGCCCUGGAUUUGAACAGCCCAGGCAAGGCCACAGGGGCCGUCAGCUACACUCUACUCUACAACUGCCUGGACUUCCCCGCGGGGGUGGUACCUGUCACCACCGUCACCGCCGCAGACGAGGCCCGGAUGGAGCACUACCGGGGCUACUUUGGGGAUAUAUGGGACAAGGUGCUGCGGCAGGCCGUGAGGAACAGCGUGGGGCUGCCGGUGGCCGUGCAGUGCGUGGCUCUGCCCUGGCAAGAGGAGCUGUGUCUGCGGUUCAUGCGGGAGGUGGAGCGGCUGAUGACCCCUGGAAACCCGCCAUCCUGAGGGCCGCCUGCUCACCCAGCUCCUGAGGACCCGAGACCCACGUGCCACCCGGCCUGGCCUAACUGGGGCACGACAAUGGCCGAGAGGAAGCACUGAGCAUGGGGGAGGCUUCCACACCCCCUCCCAGCCCCCUGUAAGAAGCGUGGAUCCCCCAAGUCUGGACCUUGCUCCCCGCUCUGGUCCCCCUCUGCCCCAUCCCCAGCCCCCAUGUGGCAGCCAGUGGAUGUGACAGGGCCACGGCCCACUAACAGUCAAGAAACAGCU
Molecule: messenger RNA, 1845 nt
Organism: Tupaia belangeri chinensis (Chinese tree shrew)
Lineage: Eukaryota; Metazoa; Chordata; Mammalia; Scandentia; Tupaiidae
Product: fatty-acid amide hydrolase 1
Biological process (GO): fatty acid catabolic process
Molecular function (GO): amidase activity; fatty acid amide hydrolase activity
Source: RefSeq, a predicted model, not a curated record